Molecule: messenger RNA, 918 nt
Organism: Venturia canescens
Lineage: Eukaryota; Metazoa; Arthropoda; Insecta; Hymenoptera; Ichneumonidae
Gene: ETH
Product: Ecdysis triggering hormone
Exons: 6
Coding region: 35-676 (213 amino acids)
Source: RefSeq, a predicted model, not a curated record
CUUUUUUGGAGUUUCAAUCGGCUGAAAAUCUUCGAUGAAAAUCAUGAGAAACAUGUGCUUACGUCAAUCCUUCACGUUGGUCGUGGUUUUUUUCGCUGUAAAUUUGUUCUCGACGAGCUGGCAGCCAGUCGAGGCUGACGAGGUUCCAGCAUUUUUUCUCAAAAUAGCCAAAAACAUACCGAGAGUUGGACGCAGCGACAGAUUCGAGGAUUAUUUUCUAAAAGCUGCGAAAAAUAUUCCGAGGAUCGGAAGACGAGCCGAGUUCCAAGAGCCGAGUCAAGACCUUCCGACUUAUGGGUCCGACGGUUAUGGCGAAAUAUCGAAAAGGAUGAUUCAGGCGCCUCCAAACACACCCACGAAUAAUCCUCUCAAACCGAACAACGUUCCAAGGAUUGGCAGACGCGAUACCUAUCGAGCGCAGAGUCAAAGGAUGCUAUUGGACAAUGAAAAUCAGGCUCGUAACGAAGCGACGAAAAGGAUGCUGAGCAUUCCGAGUAUCGGGCAGGACGAUCCGAGCUGGUCGCAUUUCCCUCUAGCCAUCGAAGGGCCACCGGAGCUUUGGCGAACUUUGGCUGCUUACACGAACGAGAGAAUGGGUUUUGGAUCGGACGAUAUCGACAACGAGAUUUGGCAGCGAGACAAACGUACCGAAAACGGCGUAGAAUCCGAACCGUGAAUAAGGAAAAUAGAAAACGAAAAUUGAAAUCCUGAAAAAAAAGUGAAUUAUUUAAUUUAAAUUUUGUGUAAUUUCAUGACUAAUUUCAACGGUUUAAGGGCUGUGGGAUAAAGAAUAAAAAAAGAAAAUUUAUUCAUGGACGAAUCAACGAAAAAUUGAUUUUAAAAAACUAAUAAAAAUUCAUUGUAAAUUACGAUCGAUGUAAAAAUUGAGUUCUCACCAAAUAAAUGCAUUGUGAUUGU